CUCUCCACAUCGAGAGCGUCUCGAAUAAUCACUGGGCCCGCAACCUGAGCCUUCGAGAUGCCUCAGUCGAGGCUGCCCGCCUCGCGAGAGAGCAGGGUCCAUGCUCGACGAUGCGAGAUGCAAAAGGCUGCGGGAGGAGAAGUCAUGCACCGCGCGACGCUGUGCACUAGGUGCAUCAAGCACGCCCUGGCCGGCAACAAGGAGAAGCUCUGCUAGGAACAGACUCGUACGUGGCCCGAUGCUUUACGCCCUUUUGGCCUUGCCUUCUGUACUCUGUAGCUUCGAGUUUCACUGACCGAUCGGCUGAGCCGCACAGCCGCACGGCCGAGAUGUGGAGAGUGUGUUGUGACAAACCAAGGCUGCGAACCGGUUCACGAGGCAUUGAGAGGGCCGUUGUUGAAGCUUCGGGACAUGAUCCUCAGUGGCUCAGUAGACGUCAAGUCCAGAGAGUUUCAAGUAGUGGCAUGCCGGGUCAUCAGCCUUCGCGACAAGCAUCACGCAACUCCCAAGCGCUCGGGUAGCUCGAAACCCGUCCGCAAGGUAAACAACGCGGGUCAGUCCACGGCCAAUUGCCCCAACGCCGCAGAAGGAGACGCAGAAGCGCAAGUCACGCCCACAGAGGUGGCCAUACAGGAGACAGCCCCAGCCGCCCAGGCCGACAGGACCCGCGCGUCCGGGAACGUGGAGCAGCACCAGCCCACCCCAGCUACUCGUACUCAUGCGAUGAACAUCACGGCGCCGGUCGAGUCCGUUUCCCCGACGCCUAUCACAGGCAACGACGCGGCCCUUGCGCAGGUGCUGCACACAAACGCCGAGCUGUCGGGCUCGAUCGCGACCUUGGUUAGGGAGAACGCCGAGUCUGGCGAGCUGGUCCGGAAGCUGCAAGCGGAGCGACUGGCGCUCGAGGAGGAGCUUCGGCGCUCCAACGAGAGGUAUUUGAACAAUUGGCCGGCGAGAUUGAUGAGUAUCAGAUGAGAGCCAGGAUGCUUUUCAUGUGCGGUGGCUGUUUCUUGGAAUGACAGAAAUGGUUUUACGGCUUCGGCACGACGAGGGAGAGCUACGAGUAAAAUGUGACCGACAUACGCAGGCGGCACGCAGCCAAGGAGAUUGAUGAUGAAGACUCAUCUAUGUUUUGGCGAGCUUCUUGUUCCUGCCUACGUCGACCAUUGCAUUGAACAUGGAUUGCGCGAUCGGCGGGGCAAUAAC
Purpureocillium takamizusanense is the source of this 1206-nucleotide messenger RNA. RefSeq lists its product as uncharacterized. Bases 412 to 975 code for a protein of 187 amino acids. NCBI's taxonomy places the organism in Eukaryota, Fungi, Ascomycota, Sordariomycetes, Hypocreales, Ophiocordycipitaceae. The record is from RefSeq and is a predicted model, not a curated record. The transcript is spliced from 3 exons.